CGCUUAUAAAUAGACUAUCUCACUUCUACUUCAAAUACAUCUUUCACAUUUACUAUCACAUAAGAGAAAGCAAUGACACACAAAGUUGUUAUGUCUCUCCUUCCUUUUGUUUUGCUCUUGUUGAUUAAUGGUCAAGGAAGUUUUGCUAGAUAUAUAAAACUUCAGCAACAAAUUGGAGAAGAAAAAGAAGUUGAUCAACCUUACCUUGAUGGCUGGCUCAAAAAUCCAAUAAAGAACCAAAAACUCAUUUCUAACUCCAACCAAGUAUAUCUUGAUGGAUGGUUGAAAGAUAUCAGAGCUGAGAAAGCAAAGUCCCCCCAUAACGCGAACCAAGUUUACCUAGAUGGAUGGUUGAAAGAUACCCGAGCACAGAAAGCAAAAUCCACCUCUGACUCCAACCAAGUUUACCUUGAUGGAUGGUUAAAAGAUACCCGAGCAGAGAAAGAAAAAUCCACCUCUGAUUCCAACCAAGUUUACCUUGAUGGAUGGUUGAAAGAUACCAGAGCAGAGAAACCAAAGUCCACAUCUAAAUCCAACCAAGUUUACCUUGAUGGAUGGCUGAAAGAUACCCAAGCAAAGAAAGAAAAAUCCACCUCUGACUCCAACCAAGUUUACAUUGAUGGAUGGUUAAAAGAUGCCCGAGCAGAGAAAGAAAAAUCAACCUUUGAUUCCAAUCAAGUUUACCUUGAUGGGUGGUUGAAAGAUACUAGAGCAGAGAAACCAAAGUCCACAUCUGAAUCCAACCAAGUUUAUCUUGAUGGAUGGUUGAAAGAUACCCGAGCAGAGAAAGAAAAAUCCAUCCCUGACUCCAAACAAAUUUACCUUGAUGGAUGGUUAAAAGAUACCCGAGCAGAGAAACCAAAAUCCAUAUCUGACUCCAACCAAGUUUUCCUUGAUGGAUGGUUGAAAGACAGUCGAGUUGAGAAAACAAAAUCUACAGCAGACUCCAACCAAGUAUAUCUUGAUGGAUGGUUGAAAGAUAUCAGAGCUGAGAAAGCAAAGUCCCCCCAUAACGCGAACCAAGUUUACCUAGAUGGAUGGUUGAAAGAUACCCGAGCAGAGAAAGCAAAAUCCACCUCUGACUCCAACCAAGUUUACCUUGAUGGAUGGUUAAAAGAUACCCGAGCAGAGAAAGAAAAAUCCACCUCUGAUUCCAACCAAGUUUACCUUGAUGGAUGGUUGAAAGAUACUAGAGCAGAGAAACCAAAAUCCACAUCUGACUCCAACCACGUUUACCUUGAUGGAUGGUUGAAAGAUACCCGAGCAGAGAAACCAAAAUCUACCGCUGACUCCAACCAAGUUUAUCUUGAUGGAUGGUUGAAAGAUACUAGAGCUGAGAAUGAAAAAUUCACCCCAGACUCCAAGCUAGUUUAUCUUGAUGGAUGGUUAAAAGAUACCCGAAUGUAGAUUAUAUCUUUGUUUAUUAAUGCCUAUGUCAUUCCCGUGAUUUUCAAUGUUGUCCUAUGUUUUAAAUUUAUAUGUAUUGUAAGAUCUUAUUUCUAUGUACUAAGUAAGGUCUCGCUGUGUACUAAACAAUUUAGUGUUUCUAUGAGCUAGAUGUUUGUGUUUUAAGAGAA
Molecule: messenger RNA, 1577 nt
Organism: Vicia villosa (hairy vetch)
Lineage: Eukaryota; Viridiplantae; Streptophyta; Magnoliopsida; Fabales; Fabaceae
Exons: 2
Coding region: 73-1407 (444 amino acids)
Source: RefSeq, a predicted model, not a curated record